This is a messenger RNA of Exophiala oligosperma, 1602 nucleotides long. RefSeq lists its product as uncharacterized. Bases 1 to 1602 code for a protein of 533 amino acids. Gene Ontology annotation, molecular function: sequence-specific DNA binding; DNA-binding transcription factor activity, RNA polymerase II-specific; zinc ion binding. The transcript is spliced from 5 exons. NCBI's taxonomy places the organism in Eukaryota, Fungi, Ascomycota, Eurotiomycetes, Chaetothyriales, Herpotrichiellaceae. Gene Ontology annotation, biological process: DNA-templated transcription; positive regulation of transcription by RNA polymerase II. The record is from RefSeq and is a predicted model, not a curated record.
AUGGUGUCAGGGGAACUUACUGAUAACGCCAUCGAAGCUCUUGCGAUGAGUUCGGCUACGGGCGAAUUGCGUUACUACGGACCAAGUUCAGUACUGGCCUUUACUACAGCCAUCAGUUCGGUCCUCCGAAGCGUCCGCCUUCAAGGUCCGGGUAUGACUCUCUCCAAUAUACGCAACGAAGCAUGGCGUAAUCUCCCAAGACCUAUACCGGCACCUCUUCCUGAUCAAAUCUUUGGUGGUUUGCUCGCCGACGCUUAUUUUGCCCAUGUGCAUCCUCAGUACCCUUUCCUCCAUCGACCGACAUUCGACUUUUGGGAAAGUAGUGUGCAUGGAGCCAGUGCAAGUAACACUUCACCAGACACUACACAUGCGUACUUUGUCUAUAUGGUUUAUGCCGUUGGUGCUUUGGUGUCUCCCGCCCUGAGCCCGAGUUCAGCAGAAAGCCUAUAUGCCACGGGAGAGCUUUACUUUGAGAAAGUGGUCGGCUUAGAAGGUCUGGAGUCUAUCCAAGCAAUACUCUGCUGUGCCAUGUACUCGAUGCGCUCGUCGAGCGGCGUGUCAAUAUGGACCUUGUCUGGCCUUGCCCUUAGACAGUGCACGGAACUUGGGCUCCAUCGCAAAAUACCCUGGGCUGCCAGUGGAAGGGACGUCCUCGCAACCCAGAUCCAACGUCGAGUGUUCUGGGUAGCUUACAAUCUCGAUCGUAUUGCCGCAGUAUCGACAGGUCGACCAUUUGGAAUUGCUGAAGAUGAUAUUGAUGUAGAGCUCCCGGAGGACGUCAACGACGAAGACAUCACUCCAACUGGCCUUCUAGCCACCCCUCGAACAUCUCAUACGGAGCAUCCUACAACUAUAUCUGCGGGCCUGCAUAAUAUUCGGCUACGACGUAUCUGGGUGUCCAUUCAGACGGUCAUUUACCCGACGCAUGGGGACCCCCCACAAUCUCCAGAAAAUGUGGUCGCGGAAGAUCUCAAGGACAGAUUAAACUCCUGGUACGCGCAAUGUCCUCUCCCACAGACGGGAAAUUUCGCAUUUGGAUCGAAGCAGUGGUUCAGCUUGACGUAUCAUCACACAAUCAUCUUGAUCCAUCGGCAACAACUUGUCUCACACGCUAGGAACAAUUUUCAACCUUCUGAUGACAUGACUCCGAUAUAUCUGGAAUGUGCUAGGUCAGCUUCCACUCUUUGUCAGAUGUAUCAAGAACUAUAUUUCGGCGUUACCGUCGGCUACACCACAGGUGCUUUACACGUCCUUUUCCUUGGAGGUUUGACCUUUUUAUACUGUCUCUGGGUCAGUGAAGGUUGUCGGUUGGCAUAUCGGAGAGACACAGUCGCUGCGAUUUGUACUGCUUGUACUGUCUCACUCGUAAUCAUGACCGAAAGGUGGUCUGCAGCACAGCCAUUCAGAGACACAUUCAAAGCGUUGUCCGAAGCUACACAAUCUAUGCUGGCAACUCAUGACGGAAAAGAAACGCCUGAAACACUCCUUCCGGUUAUUUCUACUGGGCAAAACCCUCGUAUACCUCAAUAUCUCUCCGACAUAGGCUCUUUGGGGAUGUGUGCAUCCACCGAACAUCUCAUCACGCGCAUGAUCAGCCAAUAA